Pyrgilauda ruficollis (rufous-necked snowfinch) is the source of this 663-nucleotide messenger RNA. RefSeq lists its product as uncharacterized. The record is from RefSeq and is a predicted model, not a curated record. The transcript is spliced from 4 exons. The coding region runs from base 1 to 663 and encodes 220 amino acids. NCBI's taxonomy places the organism in Eukaryota, Metazoa, Chordata, Aves, Passeriformes, Passeridae.
AUGGAGGUGCCGCCUCACCGCCCGCUUGGCGGGGGGCAGCGCGGGGCCCCCCCACACCCCUCCUCCCCGCCAACCUCCACCCACUCGCGCGUCCCCUCAGGGGCGGCUGAGGGGGAGCCGCGGGAGCGGUCGGGGCUCUGCAGUGCUCCUCGGCUCUGGGUUCGCUCCGAGGCCGCAGAGGAAGGGAGCUGUGACGAGGAACGACGUGGCUCUGCCCCGGCACAGGCGCUUCGGAAGGUGUCGCUUGCGAAAGCUGUCAGCGCUUCCCGUAGCGUGUACCAGCGAGAGGAGAAAGGCUGCGGUGCGAUGGGGGCCCCGGCGGAACAGCCCCAAGCUCGCUCCUGUGGGAGGAAUGAUCUUGCCACAUCGGAGCUGCAGAAAGGUCAAGCCGGAGUCGCUUUCUCGCUGAUAUCCCUUCCCCUGACAGAAGAUUUGGCAACUGGAGCCAAUAGGGAGAGGAUCAUCUUCAUCACCCUUAAGCACCAGGAAAGGAAUUUCCAGAUGGAAUUAGCAAAGCCUCCACCCCUACAGUCUGAGCAGUUGCUGAGUAUCAUUAAUCAUUCCAUCAAAUGCAGCAUUCACCACCCUCCUGCAAUUCUGCCGUCCUUCAGAAAACCUGAGUCGGUUCCAGAACUCACAGGAAAGACUCUGAAGCAGCUUUAA